CCAAGUAAAUAAAAAGAUUUCGAUUUCACUUUUGUACCGUUGUUGGAGUUUCAGCAUGUUUUAGUUUCCAAAAGUCUACAGAUAUUGUAACUAGAGAGUGUGAUUUGUUAAUUUAAAGUUUGAAGGUGUCGAAUUCACUAGAAAUAAAGCUAUGGAUCAAGAAAAGCCUGGGUCCAGUGUGAACCAUGGUAAACGGACCCGACCUUUGUUACUGCAACCGAGGGCCAAGAUCCCUAGAGUGGCUGCGUACGUGAGUUCAACGUCCAGCUCCGUUCUUAAGAACUCCAAAAAGUUGAGUCCAAACUCACCAAAGAAAUCCAACGUUACAUAUAAUGAAAGCGAUGUGCCAGCACCUGGUACACCUGUGCCAGAAAAAUUGGUUCGUAAGGCGGGACCUUACUUGUUAGGGCCUAAACUAGGGCCUAGUCCUGUGAAAAGUAUAGUCCAAUGUUUAGCAAGGAAGGAAAAGACUGAUGAUUUCUACCAAAUAAAGAUAUUGAGCUUAAGGAAUGAGGGUCAGGUUGAGACUCAGGAUGAUAGGCAAGGGAAAAUGCUUCUGCACACUGAGUACUCACUGUUAUCUCUGUUGAAGGACCAGGAUGGUGUUAUUCAUCAUCAUGGACUGUUUAAGGAUCACGCUUUAGAAGAGGUGCCAAAUCCAAAGGGCCCGGGCUACAUCUACACAGGCCGUGUUAGACAAAGACUGUUUUUAGUUCUAGACAGUGUCACUGCCCACCAGUUUAGUGAAAAGGGCAGUGAGCUUAUAAAUCUCCAACAAUAUGUCACUAAAGUCAAGAAAGUCCCAGAAAAAGAAGCUAUACUGAUAUUUUAUGACAUUGUUAGGGUCGUAGCUAAUUUGCACAAAACAAAUAUAGUACAUAGAGAUUUGAAACUGGGGAACAUAGUUUUAAAUCAACGAACUGGAAGAGUGAUCUUAACUAAUUUUUGUCUCGGAACACAUUUAGGAAGCGAUAGGGAUCUCUUGAAAGAUCAGAGAGGUUCCCCAGCCUACAUAUCCCCAGAUGUGCUGAUGUGUAAACCUUACCUCGGCAAGCCUUCUGACAUGUGGGCGUUGGGUGUGGUUCUGUACACAAUGCUGUACGGACAGUUCCCAUUCUGUGACACAAGUCUCGCACAGCUGUUCAGUCGCAUACAGGCCGCCAACUAUAAUAUACCGCCGGAUGGAAAUUCAGUUCAAGCAUCGGACAACACAGUGUUUCUGAUUCAGAGAUUGCUGGUGAAGGAUCCGAAACACAGAUUGCUUGCCGACCAGGUUCUAGACCAGUUGUCCAGUAUCAUAGCGAGCUACGUCAUCAUACCGAAUCCACCGGAAGAUCUGCAAGUGGUACCCGACGUGGCUCUAGACGAGGAGAAGGAGAAACCGGCGUCAAACGGCUCGAGUGAGAUCGAGAGGAAACCCUUCUUGACCAUUCCUGAUAGUGGGGAGAGAACACCGAAGGCUAAUGAGGAAUUAAACGUGUUCUGCGUGCCUCUACCAGACUUCCUAGCUUUAAACUUCCCGUCGCCGACUAGAGGUAACCAAAACAGCAUCCUGGUACAAUCGGCAGCGCCCGUCGACACCAACCAAAAUCAACGGCAAAUCACCGUGCAGAGAAUAGGCAGAGACGCGCGACCUUUGCUACCUAUAGAAAUAGCUAGGUACCAGCACAUGUUCACAAACCAACGCUCGGAGAGUUCCAGAAGAACCGAAGUGCAGAACUUCGUAUCGGAGGCCAGGAGCGACCGUCCGGAAAAUUCCCGACUAAGAACGUUAGCUCAAAGGAUUCCUCGGUUAUCACCCAUCGUGCCAGUCGCCUGGUCUGAAAGAUCCCGGUUGCAAAUGGACAGACUAGACCAGGAUUACGUUCUACGGUUGCCAGUUCUGGAUCUUUCUAGAAUAUCGAGUAAUAAUAGGAUAAUGAACCCUGCUCCGACUCAUACGGUCAAUCCGGAAGCUGUUGUAAACAAUCCUCGACCGCCUGUUGAUCCUGUCUUCGAUUUUUUGUAAGCUCGUAGCCGCACUUGGGGGGGGGGGGGGUUUCCCCAAAA
Molecule: messenger RNA, 2049 nt
Organism: Pararge aegeria (speckled wood butterfly)
Lineage: Eukaryota; Metazoa; Arthropoda; Insecta; Lepidoptera; Nymphalidae
Product: serine/threonine-protein kinase 40-like
Exons: 7
Coding region: 152-2008 (618 amino acids)
Biological process (GO): protein phosphorylation
Molecular function (GO): ATP binding; protein kinase activity
Source: RefSeq, a predicted model, not a curated record